GUUCCUACUCUGUCCACCGCCCCGCUGCCGCCAGUCUUUCAUACCGGAUGCUGCUGUCAUGCAAUGUACUGUGCUCGCUUACUUCGACAUAUCUCCGCCGGUGGACUCGAGACGCGUCCUUUUGGGAGCGACUCGGUCGCGAGUCCCCCUUACUGGCCUGAAGCUUAACUUAUGCGGCUGCUCAGUGCCAUAAAAUCACUCUCAAAUACUCUCAAUCGGUCGCAACCUGAACUACGCACGCAUCGUCCGCGUCGCACGGAGUAACAGGCCAUGCGCACAGCAGCGCACUGUUAUCAGAACAUGGCGCGUGUUCGGCUGGGCAGUAGGCUGAACUGCCGUCGCACUGCAACUCCUCGGGAUUGUCCUAGACAAUGCAUACCUGAACCUCAAGCCUCUCCGUCUUCAUGUGCAUAUGCACUGGUGGAACCCUUACUUCUGGGUUGUCCGAGUCGAGGAGGGUGACUUCGCCUGACCGACCACUGCCAGUGAGGCCUCCUGCCGGCGGCUCCAUCCAUCACUCUCAAACCAUCCGCGAGUGCCGCCCAGCAUCCGCCUCCUCGACUCAACCAGCUGCACGCUCAGUAGUCGCGUCAAGUAGUACCGCGUCGACGCCCUUCUGCCAGGUGUCCAGACGUAUUCCAGAGAAGACUGGAGGGCUCCGAGUCGCCGCAUGGGAGGCUCGCCCUGCUGCUAUAGCAGUGACCGAGCCAGGUCUGUCAGCCCGGCGCGAGGUAACAGCCUUGCUAUCCCAAGGGUGGCAUACAGGAUGGCCAUCGUCUAGUGCACGCGGCAUCACAGUAUAUGUAACCGCCAUAGCGAAGUAUGCCCAGAAUUCGCAAUGUGGUUGGUUUAUCAUAUCCCUGCUCGUUUGCCGCAACUUGCUCGACGGAACGUCGCCCCCAUUCGAGAAAGCUCUAGGCAGUCCGGUCGGCGAACACAAGUGUAUCGUAGAGCACACCCAGUACAUCUGGUGCUGCGCUCGGGCUAGUGACCGUGCCUUGCAUCUCCACGUCGGGCUCCUGCGCGGCAGUCCCUCUGAAUUUUCCCCAGACGUUACGGCUAGAGAGAUGAUCAGCGACAAUUGGACGAGCGGCGUGUGUGGUCGAAUUGGACUGUCCGUUCGCGGCUCCGAUGGGUCGUACUCGUACGCAGCUUCCCACCCAAUCGAGUCUGUAUAUGGCCGCGGGACACAGAUGUUUUAUGGCUCCCUGCAGCUCCUUGCGGUGGAAGGUAGCCAACUGUCUGUCGAAUCGUUCGAGCAUGUCGGCCAGGUCAGCUCCCCUCGACAGCUCGGCUGGCAAAGAUGGUUGUCGCGAUUUGAAUGGUGGAUACAGGGUCACGGUGUGCGUAUACCGUCUGCAUGCCUACGGAGCUGCCACGUCCAGACCUUCUGGGAUGCGUCUUGCAGCCCGGCUCGCUCCGUGGCAUGGAAGUUCAGCCACUGGUUCACAGCCAAAGCGACGGAUGCCGCGCUGAGACUGAAGACCAGAGCAACGAACCAUAGCGCGGCGAUCCAACGCGGCGCAGCGGGUGGCGAGGAAGAGCUUGUAGAUGAAGAGUUCACACCGACCGUCGGCACCGGCACCGAAUUCGAAGAGCUGGCAGCCGCAACGACGGCGUGCUGGCACCAGAAUGGCGUAGUACUGAACCACGAAAGCGGUGAGGACCGCGGAAAACAAGCCAGCCUACAAAUCAUCUCUCAGUCGCUCUUCGCGCGCGCUCGGUCAGCGGCCCACGCUGUAUCCGCCAGUUUCAACCAAGCGUCUGGUGCCUCUGUUGGGUCCCGUGGCUUCAUGAACUUCUCGACAGAUCUCCCGCCCCAUCCGUUCGCCCAUGCGGGUCCUGAUGGCACAAUUCAGACUACGAUCAGUUCAUAUUUAAGAGAACGAUCGAUGUUCGUGUUCACCGGAGGCAUAGAUGCAGAUUUACGAGGCAACGGAAAGGCCCUCGUAGUACCUCCACCACUCCGGUUAGAUGACUGCCAUGCAUACGGGUGA
Molecule: messenger RNA, 1997 nt
Organism: Fomitopsis serialis
Lineage: Eukaryota; Fungi; Basidiomycota; Agaricomycetes; Polyporales; Fomitopsidaceae
Exons: 12
Coding region: 405-1997 (530 amino acids)
Source: RefSeq, a predicted model, not a curated record